Molecule: messenger RNA, 1548 nt
Organism: Labrus mixtus (cuckoo wrasse)
Lineage: Eukaryota; Metazoa; Chordata; Actinopteri; Labriformes; Labridae
Gene: rhbdd1
Product: rhomboid domain containing 1
Exons: 8
Coding region: 90-1070 (326 amino acids)
Cellular component (GO): membrane
Molecular function (GO): serine-type endopeptidase activity
Source: RefSeq, a predicted model, not a curated record
CGUGAUGCGCCUGCGCCAACUGCGUACCUUUGUUGUGGUAAUGUGACAGCUUACUCACCGCCACCAACAGUUGUCAGGUUGUGUUCAGAAUGCGGAACCGCCCGAGGGGAUCCCAUCUGGGCCUGCUGCUCCUGGCCUCCCAGCUGUUCCAGGUGGGCUUGGACAACGUACCUCCCGUCACCCUGGCUGUUCUGGGACUCAAUACGUACCUUUACCUGUUCCCUGCAGCUCCUCUGAUGAAGGCCUGUGUGAGUGUCCAGCAGGCGUACUGGUUUAGAGACUGGCGCCGCCUCCUGCUGUCCCCGCUGCACCACGUCGAUGAUUGGCACCUCUACUUCAACAUGGCGUCCUUCCUUUGGAAAGGGAUCCAUCUGGAAAGACGUCUGGGUGGAGCCUGGUUCGCCUACCUGCUGUCAGUCUUCUCUCUGCUCACAGGAUUGGUCUACCUGGUGCUGGAGGCGGGGCUGACGGAGCUGACCCAGGAUCAGUCCUACAGCAUGGUCUGUGCUGUUGGCUUCUCAGGCGUCCUGUUCGCUCUGAAGGUGCUCAAUAACUAUUACCACCCUGGAGGAGUGACAUAUAUGAUGGGGUUCCCUGUGUCCAAUCAGUACGCUAGCUGGGCUGAGCUCGUGCUAAUCCACAUAACUUCACCUGGGACUUCUUUUGUUGGUCACCUGGCAGGUAUCCUGGUGGGUCUGCUCUACACUGCUGGACCACUGAAGACCAUCAUGAAGAAAUGUGCAGCGCUUGUGACAUCAAACGGAUAUAACUCCCGACCCGGUGUGAACUUCAGCUCUUCAGGCUCUUCAGGCUACAGAAGCACUGGUGGAGGAUACUCAGGAUACCAUCAGUAUGCACCCAAUGAUGCAUCACCUCCUUCAUCAUCUUACUCAGGAGGACUGACUGAAGAAGAGCAGCUAGAGGCGGCCAUCAGAAACAGUCUGAAUGAGAGGGGACAAACCAAUCAGAGAGGAGCUCCUCCGCCUCCUCCUCCUUACGGUUUCCACCUCCCACCGGAGGCCAGCGCUGAGGAUAUCAGGAUGCGGAGACUGAGGAGGUUCGACAGCUGAUCUGCUCGGCAGCCAAUAGGAAGAAGGUUUUACGUGACAGAACAGAAGAAGAAGAAGAACUCUUUCCUGAAGACUGACCUAAAACUUCAAACUUUGACAUGCUGAAGUAGAGCGGCCUGAAUGAGAAGGUCAAACCACACAGUGCGACACAUAAAGCAGCUCAUUGGCUGUGUGGAGCUGUGAUGUCACGUUGGUCUGAGUGUUACCAAAGAGAUGUCUGCCUUAGAAAGCUGCUUGUGUGUUAUUACUACAGAGUUCAUAUAUGUUGAUGAGCGGCUUUGGGCGCAGCAGUGAAGUUCUCUUCCAGUUUGCUGAAUUUAAAGCAAAGAAAAAGGGAAAACUAUUCAAAAAGGUAAUUUCUUAAAUCAAUUUAGAAACAGGAACUAAAAACAUAUUAAAUGAGUUCUUACUGUUUUCAAUUCGAAAAGCAUCUUUGUAAAAAUGUAAUUAUAUAAAAUGUUUUCUUUAUUCAACCACA